This is a messenger RNA of Microdochium trichocladiopsis, 1617 nucleotides long. RefSeq lists its product as uncharacterized. Bases 1 to 1617 code for a protein of 538 amino acids. Lineage: Eukaryota; Fungi; Ascomycota; Sordariomycetes; Xylariales; Microdochiaceae. The record is from RefSeq and is a predicted model, not a curated record. The transcript has 3 exons.
AUGGCAACAACGACCAUUGUCCGUUCCCAGCCACCACCAACACGACCUCCUGGCCAGCUACAUAUAGCCUAUAAACCGAUUAUCGUCGCCGACAAUUCUCAAACAUGGAGAGCCACAACAGUCAAAGACAGGCAUGCGAGCCGCAGCUAUAGCGUGUCUCAGUCCACGGAGAUCGCAAGGUUCUCAAGCCGAACAUCUGAGCACCCGUGGCCGCCAUAUCAGCACGCACCUGGUACUUCACCUCUUGAACGUCUGCCUACCGAGAUCUUGCAAGGAAUCAUAGAUAUGGUGGCUAUGAAAGAGCCGGCUCUCGGGGGCGGAUCUCAACAAUACAGCAUACAGUCGCUUCUCAAUACUUCGAGGAUCCUGUACUCUGUCGCUGUCCGCGCCCGUUACGAGCACGUUGCCAUCCACGACUCAAAGGUCUUCCGCAAGCUACUCUUCGCCUUGCGCGGUAAUCCGGGAUUCGGUACUCUCGUCCGUCGCAUAGACUUCAGCCCAUUCAACCCCAUAGUGCUCUUUUCCUCGGCCAAAGAGCGCUUGAGCGCAGAUAACCCGACGCCGAAAACACUGAUUCAGUGCUUGAACUUAGCACCCAGACUGCGCGAGUUCGUGGCUCAAGAGCACAUAGAUGAUGAGAUAGACGUCAUGGUGCUAACGAAGCUCUUUUGCCACCGUCCUCAUCUCACUGCGGCAGACUUUUGCGGCUGUUCCUCCCUACGCUUCCGCACUGCGAUGACGACAUUUACUAAGAGCAUAACCGACAAGAAUAUAACUUUUUCUGUUUCGCGCUUGUCACUGCACCGUUGCGACAAUCUGCCUCCUGUAGUGUUUGAUCAGCUCCUGCAUCGGAUGAACGCCCUUACCCAUCUCGAUCUUGCCGGCACGAAAGUCUCUGCUCAGGCCCUGCAGUCGAUACCGCACUCGGCGCGAAUUACGCAUCUGAAUCUGUCCAGGUGCAAUGGUUUGACAGCCAGCGCUAUCCUCGAGUUUUUGCAGAGCCAUCCCAGCGUAAAAGAUAGCCUAGUCGUCCUGAACCUUGCCGUCGACUUCCGUACUCGAUGCGGGUUCAGGGAGAAUGACGUCUCACAGCUAUUGAUAAGCUUGCCCCGGAGCUUGCGAUCGUUGAAUCUGAAAGGCAGCGAAAUGGGCUUAGCACAUAUUCCGCUUCUCCGGGGGCUUAUGAUGCAUCUUCAUGAACUUGCGCUGGGACGAGGCUUGACAGUCGCUGAUUUGGAGAGGCUAUUCGUGGCUGAUUCUCGGUUGUUUGACCAGGAUGAAGAUGCUCAGUGUUGUGCAACACCACCAGCCGCUAUCUUGUCACACACAUUGAGGUAUCUUGAUCUUUCCGAUUAUGUGGGUCAAGAGCUCGACCUGGGUGCUCUGUUCUCCUCCGAAUGCAGUAUCAUGCAAAGCCGUUCGGCUCCCCUUUCCGUAGUCGAGGUUGCGGGCGAGUUUUUCAGGGGGCUUUCCAGGUCGCCCAUCCCCAUCAGAGUCGGCUGGACCGACUUCAGCUGGAAGACGGGGACAGGCAACUGGGGUAUGCGCAAGAUUCCCGUCGUUGUCGGAGAAGUCUGUGCUAUGUACCGUAAUUAUACUUUCAUGCGUAGCGUGUGA